Molecule: messenger RNA, 2820 nt
Organism: Symbiodinium necroappetens
Lineage: Eukaryota; Dinophyceae; Suessiales; Symbiodiniaceae
Source: the annotation of a GenBank genome assembly
AUGCAAGUGUCCGACGAGCAGCGCACGCUGGGAAUCGUGGUAGCGGUCAUCAUGCUCUGCCUUUCAUGCACCUGCCUGGCGAUUUGCGGUGCAUGCCUGUGCGUCUGCGUACGAGGUGUGCCAGCCAAAUACGUACCUCAGAUCGAGGCGGUCCUCAAGGACCUCGAAUCCCAAGGCUACUUGCCAAGGUUCUCGGAUGAUUCCGCCGAAGGCAGGCGGCAGGAAGGUCAGGACGCAAGCGGUCCGGAGAUCGACGACCUGCCGAAGCUGGAGGAGAUUGAGUGGGGGAAACAUCAGGCGUUGCUGGGCCUGGUGAAGAGCGGGGAGUUCAGAGACUUCGCCUUCUCUUCAGAGCUCUACUCGGAUCUUUUCAAGCUGCUGUCCUUGGCGUGUUCCUGGAGAACGCAGGAGUCACAACCUUAUGUUGUGAAGGUGCAGCAGAUCUUUUGGGGCUUCGUUCGAGCUCCAGAGUUCAACAUCGCAGAAGCCGAAGAGCAGGUGGGUCCUCAGCUGUGUUGGAGCCUGGCCUCACGCACCGAUGGCAGUGCCCAACAGGCGGAAUGGCCCUUCAUCCGGGACAUUUUGCUAUGGCUCUAUGACAAGUUUCCAACAAGGAGACCAGAGCUGCGCCGGGUCAUUGGCAGGAGAAACCUGGACUCGUUUCAGUCGCUGAUGUGGACGCAAUGGCUUCUGCUGUCUUCAAUUGCCAGUGGGACCAAGCCUCACAUAAUUUUCCAUGUCCUCGACGACUGGGGCUACCACGAUAUCGGCUUCCGGAACCCGGAGAUGCGUACACCAACUUUGGACUCUUUUCAUCACGAAGGAAUUACUCUCGACCAGUACUACGUGCUGCCGACAUGCUCCCCCAGCCGAGCCACCUUCCUGACAGGGCGACUUCCCAUUCAUCAUGGUAUCAACUCCAAGUUGAAGUUCGAGAAGAUGGGGCUGCCACUGGACGAGAAGCUGCUGCCUGCGCUCUUGAAGGAGCAGGGCUACAAGACGCAUGCAGUUGGGAAGUGGCAUCUGGGCUUCUAUCGUCCAGCCUACACGCCGACCUUUCGAGGCUUUGACAGCUUCUACGGGUACUACAUGGGGUCGCAGGGCUACUUCACUCACAAGCUUUACACCUACUACGAUUUCCAUCGCCAAGACAAGCCGAACUGUGGCAAGACGUGUUCGCGAGUGGACUGGAAGGCAGCUGGGAUAUACUCGACACGGCUCUUCACAGAGGAAGCAGUGCGGCUCAUCCGCCGUCACAGCGCGUACUAUCCCGGCCAGCCACUUUUCCUGUACCAGGCAUGGCAGAAUGUCCAUUAUCCGGUUGAAGUGCCGCGACGGUUUCUCCCGCAAUUCAGCAACCUGAUCAGUAAUACGACACGGCAGGUCCAUGCCGCCAUGGUCGCCGCUGUUGACGAAGGCAUUGCAAGCAUCAAUGCGGCUUUGAGCAGCGCCGGCAUGUUGGAAAACUCUAUCAUCAUAGUGACCGGGGACAAUGGAGGAGCCAUCGAUGAGUGUCUGCCGAACGGAGCUUCGAACUACCCUCUCAGGGGUGGCAAGUGCAGUGUCUGGGAGGGAGGUGCCCGCUCCACGGCACUGGUCUAUGCACCGGGACGUGUUCCUCAAGGCCUUAUCUUCCCUGGCCUAUUCCAUGCCAGUGACUGGCUGCCCACCAUCAUGGAGGGCCUUCUUGAAGCCGAAGUCAAGGGCACCAAGCCGUUGGACGGUCUCAAUCUAUGGCCCGCCCUGGCUCAGAACGCGUCGUCACCUAGGAGUGACAUCUUCUACGGAAUUGCUGAUCACACCGUUGGAUUCCAUGGCCCAGCUCUGCGAACUGCUGACGGCUGGAAGCUACUGCUGAAUGGCGGAGGUGGCAGUGGCCGAUGGUCGAAUGAGUCAAGGCUGCUUGCGGCUGACAGGAGGACUUCGGAGAAGAUCUACCCUCAGCUUUUCGACCUCAAGAAAGACCCCUCGGAGAGAUUCGACUUGAGCCAAGAGCGACCUGAUAUUAUGGGACGCCUCAGAUACCUCCUCUUCCAUUACGAGCGGUGCUCCCUGAUCGGAGUUGCCGACCGUUCUCUGCACGACACUUGGAAAGAGCCCACGCGGUCCCUGGAUUGGACCAUGGUGCUGAAAUGUCCUGAGAGUGGAGGCCGGCUAGUAGAUUCCCGCUCGGUUAACAACGUGGCCGUCUCUUUUUGCCUGGCCAGCCUGCUGGUGGUGGAGCGGCAUCGCGAACGCCGGCGGCCACUCAAGGCGGCCGUACGCUUCGUCCACAAGUCCGCGCCCAUCGCUCCGCUGCUGCAGGUGCUUGGGCCGAUCAUCCGUGGCUUCCAGCAGCCUCUGGGAGAGGUGCAAAAGAAGCUCCUCUUCGACACGCUGAUACCAUUGCACAAGCCGAACGAGUGGCUGCUGUGGGACAGACAGACUCCUAUGAUCUCGAUGUAUCACAAGGAGCUCGUCCACUGCAUGCUGCUCAUGCUCGAGAGAGAUCCCACACUGGCUGGAAAGUGCGUGGAGGCCGUCUGCUCUCACUUCCCUCCAUCGCAUGAGUCCAACACUCCAAAGGAAGUCUUGCUCAUCCACGAGAUUGCAGAGAUCUUGAAGGUCCUUGAUCCAGAGGAUGCAGAGGUUUGUAUGCCCCAGCUGCAAAGGCACAUCCUGCGAUUGUUGACGUCGCAGAACGGCCAGACUCUGCAGUCAGUGCUGCAGUUGUGGAAGGACGAGCGCGUCUCGAAGCUGUUGGCCAACUUCGCGGAUUCGCUGAUACCGGGCAUGCUGCCUCUUCUCGUGAGGGACGGCGAGGUCUUUUGGAAUCCCACA